AAAAUAUGACAUGGACAUCACUUUUAAGUUCUUCAUAAUAUAUCCAAACUGUUUCCAUAUUCUUAAGAAAACUUCUCUAUAUGGCACCCUUAAUUUCCAAGUUCAAACAUCAAUCAAGAAAACUCACACUUCUCCUCAACAUAUCUUUCAUCUUCCUCCUUUUUCUCCUUCUACAAUCCUAUCUCAACUCUUCCAACUCAAAUUUUAAUGAUGGCCAUGUCAAUAAUGUUACCUUCACAGCAACCAUCUUCAACCAUGCCAUGUUGCUCAAUGACAUUAGUGUUGAUGGCUGCAAUGACCUCCACAACUAUUCAGAUUAUACCUCUAAGUGUUCAUAUGUCAAAACCACCCUUAGUUGUAGGUCAAAAGGGUACAUAAACUAUCUUCAAAUAUUUUAUUGCAAUCUAGGAAAGUUUCCAUUUUUAGGACAUUCACUUCUUGCCUUAUGGCUUUUGGUUUUGUUCUAUCUUUUGGGUGACACAGCUUCCAAUUAUUUUUGCAAUUCCUUAAAGGGUCUUUCCAACAUCUUGAAUCUCUCUCCUACCAUUGCUGGAGUAACCCUUCUUUCACUUGGAAAUGGUGCUCCUGAUUUUUUUGCGAGUGUUGUUUCUUUCAAUGGAUCAAUUAGCAAUAAUGAUGGUGAAGUUGGCUUAAACACUAUUCUUGGAGGUGCUUUUUUUGUGUCUAGUUCUGUUUUGGGGAUUAUAAGCAUCUUAGUUAGUUCAAAUCAAGUUGAAGUUGAUAAGGCUAGCUUCAUUAGAGAUGUCAUUUUCUUCCUUUUCUCUUUGCUAGUCCUCCUUAUCAUCAUUUCCAUUGGUGAAAUUACCUUGUUUGGUUCAAUUUGCUAUGUUUCUAUCUACUUUCUCUAUGUUUGUGCUGUCUCAACUACACAUCUUUUCUAUGAAGGGGAUAACAAUAAGACUAAGAAAGAAAAGGAAUUCACUUUAUUGUGUUCAGAUGAGUUGUUACUGAUAGAAUCUGGCAUACCAUUGCUUGGUUAUGUUGAUAAUGAGAAUGAGAAUGAGAAAGAGAAAAGGAAGUCUAACUUGGCAAAAAAAGUGAUACUUGAAGAUAAGGAAGAAAAAACAGAAAGUUUUGGUAACGAUUCAAUUUGUUGUAUUUACUUUGGAAAGUUACUUCAUUUACUAGAGUUACCACUUUUUUUACCAAGAAGGGUUACUAUACCAAUUGUGAGUGAUGAAAAAUGGUCUAAACCAUAUGGAGUUAUAUCUGUCACAUUAGCACCAAUUUUAUUGGCAAUUAUUUGUAAUGUCCAAAAGGAAAACAUGUGUUCAAGGAAUAGUGUAGUUAUGUAUUUGAUAGCUACUUUGAUUGGCAUAGUUUUGGGAAAUAUUGCAUGUGUGAGCACUAAUAGGUGGACCCCACCUAAGAAAUCAUUGUUUCUAUGGCUUGUAGGUGGUUUUAUUAUGAGCAUAACAUGGACUUACAUAAUUGCUCAAGAGCUUGUUUCCAUAUUGGUUUCAAUUGGGAAUAUAAUUGGGAUUAGUCCUUCAAUCCUUGGAUUAACUGUUUUAGCUUGGGGUAAUUCUCUUGGUGAUUUGAUAGCUAAUGGUGCUAUGGCUUUAAAUGGUGGAUCAGAUGGUGCACAAAUGGCUAUAUCUGGUUGUUAUGCUGGUCCUAUGUUUAAUACUUUGAUGGGUUUAGGAUUCCCUCUUGUUCUAUCAUCAUGGUCUCAUUAUCCUCAACCUUAUGUCAUUCCUAAGGAUCACUCACUUUAUGAAACAAUUUUGUUUUUGAUUGGAGGGUUGCUUUGGGCACUUGUGAUAUUGCCAAAGAAGGAUAUGAGGUUGGAUAAAUUAUUGGGGGCAGGACUCUUGAGUAUAUAUUUAUGUUUUUUGUUUAUAAGGAUUUCCAUGGCUAUUGGUAGUAUUGAAUUCUAGAUGUAGUUUCUAAGGAGAAAAGGGUCCAUUGUGGUCCAUCUCAAGAAACUUUGUUAAUCAUACAUUUCACAACAAGCAAGUCCAAUUUGUAAAGUCAAUUAUAUCUCCUAUUAUUACUUGUAAUUGAAUCAUCUGAUCUAACUUUGCAAUUAUAAGUAGGUAGUUAGGUACUUAAUACUCUAA
Molecule: messenger RNA, 2084 nt
Organism: Cicer arietinum (chickpea)
Lineage: Eukaryota; Viridiplantae; Streptophyta; Magnoliopsida; Fabales; Fabaceae
Product: cation/calcium exchanger 1
Biological process (GO): monoatomic cation transport; transmembrane transport
Cellular component (GO): membrane
Molecular function (GO): monoatomic cation transmembrane transporter activity
Source: RefSeq, a predicted model, not a curated record